Messenger RNA from Aspergillus sclerotioniger CBS 115572, 1197 nucleotides. RefSeq lists its product as uncharacterized. The record is from RefSeq and is a predicted model, not a curated record. Bases 1 to 1197 code for a protein of 398 amino acids. NCBI's taxonomy places the organism in Eukaryota, Fungi, Ascomycota, Eurotiomycetes, Eurotiales, Aspergillaceae. The transcript is spliced from 2 exons.
AUGCACGACGCACCCAAUCCAGUAAUCCACUUCUCCAACGACUCGCCAUCCGGCACGGCAACGAGGUGCCUUUGCCUGGCUCAUGGUCAGCUACCCGUUCGACAGCCAGCUUCGAUCCGCCGACCCGGCAUUGGCCUUCUGUACCCCGUACAACCCAUCGUGAUUGACGGGUUGAAGUCUUGGACUCGGUCCAUUGGCAAAUCACCGUUGACUCCCCUGUCUGCCGAGCUAAAUCCACCCCCGGACAUCAGACCUCCCAUCCAUGGACCUUAUGCGGACCUAUGCGUGGUUGCCGUCAUGACAUAUGCAACUGCACCUCUCCCUCCGAGAGCUGAGCGCAUGGAUGGCAUGGUCAGUUGUGGAAGGAUUCAGAACGUCGUCGACCUUGGCCGCCUCGUCUCUUGUUCGAUCCAGGUAACCACAAUACCAUACCUUCUGUGUACAGGAUGCCGGGUACACGGAAAGAAUAAGGUGGUUGUGGGUGCAGCACCCCAGUGGCACAUGGGGUUGCCCUUGCUUUGGCCAGAACAAAAGAGAAGGGGAGAGACCGAGAGAGUACAAAGGCUUUGCAUGGGCCGUGACGAUCCAGAACCCAGCCUUCAGGACGGGCCAACCCAACUGCACGUCAGAAUUCACCGUGGUAGCAUCCAACACCGCUCUCGGGACAUGAGAAGGGAUGGCAAUGGCUUCAAGCGCGAGCGCAUGAUCGACAUAUCACCCGGGGGUUUGGGGAGACACAGCGGAUCACCCGAAGCCUUGGACAAUCGACCUCAGGGCGUGUUGAUUCGGAACGAGACGGCCAAGAGGGCCGCCAAGGUCGCCAAGGCAUAUCCAAAUCCCCCAUGCAGCGAUCAGGCUGGGGGGACCCUUCAGCUGAGAGGCGGAGUUGAAAAACCGAGGUGGCCCCCGUUCGACUGCCCCUUGCUCAGUGCUCAUCCUCACCUCUCGCCAACGACGGUCGCAUUCCACGGCAGUGCUUGGCAACGUCCUGUGACUUCGCCCCCCGGUGCGACGGCGACUCGCUGCCAAGAUGAUCACAGCCAAGUUAUGAACGAUUGCUGUCGCGGUGGAGGAUCGGUCCCGGGGGUUUCCGGGGUCCGGAGCAGCAGCGACCGACCUGUCCGCCCUCCUCCACCGUCCACACAUUCCUCCUCCUUGCCUGCCCAGUGCGACUGGCCGCUGGACGAUCCGCGUUGA